AUGAGAGGCACGACUCUAUCUCUGCUAUGGCUCGCAGGUCUCGCUGCGGGCCAGAGUAGCUCAUCUACAGCAUCGCCAUCUAUCAUCACCCUGACUGGUACACAAAGGCAGCUCACCGGCGGCGAGUUCGGCGGAUCGGUCACAGUACCAUCAGACUUCGAAGGCAGCACGUUCGCAACCUUGACCAGCGCGCCGCCUGGAAGUACCGCGUCCACCAAUGCAACCGCUUCAGCAUCUUCAAGCGAAUCCGUUAUUAACAUCGGCGGUGGAAACAGGACGAGGACACCAAUUGGAUCUGGCACCGGCUCAGCAGCGCUGCCCCAGAAUACACAAGCAUGCAACAACUAUGUCGAGUUCUGCAACCGCAAAUACUCCAACAUCACAGAAGUCGCCGCUCACAACUCACCGUUCACUACGGAGCGCAACGUAGGCCGUAACCAGGAAUACGAUGUAACUCAGCAGUUGAACGAUGGUGUCCGAAUGCUUCAGGGCCAGGCUCACUACGUCAACGGCACACUUUACUACUGCCAUACAUCUUGCGAUCUCCUCAACGCCGGCACGGUCGAGGACUACCUGAAGAAGGUGGUAGCAUGGGUAGAAGCGCACCCUUUCGAUGUCGUUACGAUCAUCUUCGGCAACUACAACUAUGAAGACAAGGAUGCGAACGGCAACCCUCUUGUGACAUCCUCCGCCUUCGACGUACCCAUCAGGUCUUCCGGGCUUUACGAAUACAUCUACCAGCCCCCAAAGACCGCCAUGGAGCUCGCCGACUGGCCCACUCUUGGACAGAUGCUACUCCAGCAGAAGCGCGUUGUGACCUUCAUCGACUACAACUUCGACACCGACGCUGUACCCUACCUGCUGUGGGAGUUUUACAACAUGUGGGAGACACCGUACUCGCCGACCGACUUCAACUUCCCCUGCACGAUCGGACGACCUGAGGGUGUCAGCGAUGAGAAGGCGAGGGAUCUGCUGUACAUGGCCAACCACAACCUGAACGUUGAGAUUGCGAUUGCUGGAUUGAGCUUGUUGGUGCCUAAUGUUGCUGCGACAAACACCACGAACGGACUUGAGGGCAACGGCAGUCUGGGACUCAUGGCCAACCAGUGCACAUCUGACUGGGGCCGCCCACCGAACUUCCUCCUCGUCGACUUCUACAAUCAAGGACCCAUUAACGGCUCCGUCUUCGAGGUCGCUGCCCGCGCGAACAACGUCACAUAUACCCGCGAGUGCUGUGGUAAGGCCACAUCUCUUGCGACCGCACUGCUGACGCCAUCUGCUACAUACUUCGGGCUCGUAGUUGCUGUCGUUGCGGCUCUGUUGAUAUAG
This is a messenger RNA of Macroventuria anomochaeta, 1329 nucleotides long. Its product is annotated as PLC-like phosphodiesterase. Bases 1 to 1329 code for a protein of 442 amino acids. Gene Ontology annotation, molecular function: phosphoric diester hydrolase activity. Lineage: Eukaryota; Fungi; Ascomycota; Dothideomycetes; Pleosporales; Didymellaceae. The transcript is spliced from 2 exons. The record is from RefSeq and is a predicted model, not a curated record. Gene Ontology annotation, biological process: lipid metabolic process.